Messenger RNA from Fopius arisanus, 873 nucleotides. RefSeq lists its product as uncharacterized. NCBI's taxonomy places the organism in Eukaryota, Metazoa, Arthropoda, Insecta, Hymenoptera, Braconidae. The record is from RefSeq and is a predicted model, not a curated record. The transcript is spliced from 4 exons. The coding region runs from base 1 to 873 and encodes 290 amino acids.
AUGUACACCGACAUAUUGGAGAAGUGUGUCAAGCUCUGGAAUCUGACGAGAUCUCCGAAGCAAUACGAGGUAAUCGUUGAACUUCUUGGGAAAGCCUUGAAGAGACCAGUGGUAACUCGCUGGAAUUCUUUUUAUGAUGCUUACGAGCAGAUUGUCCAACUGAAGGAUAAAGUUUUGUAUAUGGUAGACAAACUUAAUAUCAAGAAUUCAUUGGUGACCAGCGAUUUCAUUUUCCUCAAAGAGUAUGUGAAGUGCACAGCACCAAUUGCAAAAGCUCUGAAUCGACUGCAAGGAGAUGUCACUAUUGGGUAUGGGUGGCUGUUACCGACUCUCAUAUCAACCAAAAAUGAUUUGAUUGAUUUAGAAAAGGAAUACCUAAUUUACUGUAAACCAGUUAUUAAGGUUUUAUUAUCAAGUCUCGAUAAAAGGUUUUCUAACUACUUUACCGUCGUUGAUCAAGGGAAAGUAGCCGCUGUAGCCACUGCAACACAUCCAAAAUUUAAGUUAAAAUGGCUGCAUUGUUUGGAUGAAACCGCUCAAGCGAACGUCAUGGUUGCAAUUAAAGAAGCAAUUGCUGCUUCCACCAAGUCUUCAACGACAAAUAUAUUUCCAAUGGAAAUCGAUAAUGACGAUUUUAACUUUGGUUCGAGAGAGGCGGCUAUGAUGACAGCCCAACAAAAUUUGGAAACAGGAGCAGGUGAAACCGAAUUCAGGAGAUAUUGCCAGGAUCCUAAGUCUUCACUGGCUAUUCUCCUUGCUUAUCCUACGGUCAAGAAUAUUUUCAUAAAAUCGAAUACUCUCCUCCCAUCUUCGGCGUCAGUAGAACGAAUCACGGGCUCGGAGAGGGACGCUGUCGCCGGAUCCUCCCUGUGA